ACAGUAAGAGAUAUUGAGCAGUCAACCAUUUUCUGGAAUCUGUAGCACUGAACAAUUGUUUGAUAGGAAAGCCAUUUGUUGAGGCUUUUAGAUUUUUAAAAAAAUUAAAUCAGGAUUAUUUUCAUUUCUGGCUACAAUCGGAUGUAUUGAUCAUAGGCUGUAGAUUUAUUUGCAAAGACAACAAGGAAAUUGAAGAUUGUGUGUCAUGGCCACCCUCGAAAUUGUGUUCUUAUUAAUAGUCUAUGUAGGAAAGUCCCUUCAAGGAAGAAUAGUGCCUUCUCCUCCAAGCAUUACAGCAGGUCCUAAACCUUAUCCUAUGAGAAGUUGGAACCCAGAACUUGGAGAUCGAGUAUAUGUGUACCUACCAAAAGAAAAGAAUACACGUUUACAAUGUGUUGCUAGUGGAAAUACUCCAAAAUUAAGCUAUGAUUGGAUAAAGGAUGGAAAAUUAAUAGAUUUUAAUUCAACAGAAGUUACAUAUAAAAAUAAUACUUUACGCAUUUAUAAAGAACAUGGACUAGGUACGUUAAACAUUCAUCAUGUGCAAGAGAGUGAUUAUGGGAUUUACCAAUGCAGAGCAGGCAGUGCUAGUAGUCAAGCUUUGUCACUGAGCAAGAAGGUUGAAUUAAUUGAGGCACACAUCUCAUCUUUUCAAAAUAAUAAUGACCGACCUCCAAAGGUUGUGCUUCUUGGACAGUAUGUACUUCUGACUUGUGACCCACCUUACUCCAAUCCAAAGGCUAUUCUUAAGUGGACUACAGAUGACACAUUGAAGGAAAUGACAUUGAAUGACAGAAUUGUCAUGGAUUAUGAAGGCAACUUACACUUCACAAAUAUAGCCAAGGAAGAUGGGGGAAAGAUGUACUCCUGUUUCGCCUCUCUUAGUUUCAUUGGAUUCUAUAGUAAAGGACCAUUUACAAGUUUAAGUGUAAAAGGUGACAAGCCAGCUAAUCAACCAGCAAAGAUACAGUGGAGAUCUGCAAAAGAUGUGAUUGGUGUGAAAGGGGAGCCUGUUAGAUUUAUGUGUAUCUUUAGUGGACAUCCUGUACCUAAAAUUUUGUGGCACAAGGAAGGAAGGCCAUCAACAACGCUUUCUGAAGGACAUGAAUUUGUAAUCAACUCUGUGCAGUUUAAUGACAAAGGCAUUUACAUAUGUGCUGGAAGAAAUCCUGUUACAGAUAAACCACAAAAUGUAACAUUUACUCUGAAUGUACAAGCAAAACCUAGCUGGAAAAUUCCACCAGUUGAUACACGAGUCAGUGUGGGUGAUUCAGCCUCUAUAAAUUGUGAAGCAGAAGGCAUCCCUUCACCAAAUGUGGAGUGGUUUAUUGAUGGAAAACCAUUCAAAGAAAUUCCUGGCAAACGACAGCUUCAAGGGGAUAUUCUACAAGUCACUAGCCUCACUAAAAAGGAGUCUAUGGUUGUUCAGUGCAAUGCCACCAAUUCUCAUGGAUCUUUGUUUUCCGAUGUUUAUAUCAAUGUUUUAGGUAGGAAUUUUUAGGUCACCUAAAUCAUCUAGA
This is a messenger RNA of Saccostrea cuccullata (small rock oyster), 1520 nucleotides long. RefSeq names its product neuroglian-like. The transcript has 9 exons. Gene Ontology annotation, biological process: homophilic cell-cell adhesion; axon guidance; dendrite self-avoidance. NCBI's taxonomy places the organism in Eukaryota, Metazoa, Mollusca, Bivalvia, Ostreida, Ostreidae. The coding region runs from base 206 to 1501 and encodes 431 amino acids. Gene Ontology annotation, molecular function: cell-cell adhesion mediator activity. The record is from RefSeq and is a predicted model, not a curated record. Gene Ontology annotation, cellular component: axon; plasma membrane.